UUCUCACAGGACUUUCCAGUUUCCUUCAAUGAUCUCUAUUUCCAUUCUCUCUCUAGCUUCUCUCUUCCCUUCCUUUCUUCCUCAGCUAAGUAUAAAUCUUUUGAAUUAAGUAAACUGGGAAGUUUAAUUUUAAGAUACUCUGGCUCUCCCAACAAUGGAAGCUUUUAGCUUACUCAAGUAUUGGAAAUCCACUUCUGGAAGUGGUGCAAUGCUUUCUCCUCAUACAUCUCUUCCUACUUCAGCUUGUUCCACUACCACCAUUGUUACCUCUGUUAGCGACCAUGAUUCGGACGAUUCAGCUGAUGAUGAUGGUCCAUUCUUUGACUUGGAAUUCGGUGUCCCUGCCGAAGAUGUCGAGAACGAAACUGAAAGUGAUGAAGAAAAUGGAGAAGAAAAAGAAGCGGAAGUAAUCGAUGAACUAGUUGAAGUUGAAGUCGAAGAGGAGAGAUCAUUCCAAGAUAAUAGUCUUACAUUUUCACCUUCUGAUGAAUUGUUUUUCAAUGGAAGAAUUGUGCAGAUCGAUCAUUCUGAACAGUCCGGUGACAAACCCGGUCAGUUUUCGAUUCCGAUUCCGAUUUCUCUUAUUAAGUCAGCCUCAAAAUUUCGUGUGUUUAUUUUAGGUUUAAAACGAUCAAAAUCUGAGUCAAAGCAAUGUCCACCCCCGCCGAUAUCACCGCCACAGAAUCAAAAUCGUUACGAUAGUAGUAGUACGAAAAAGAAAUUCUUCGCUGUUCGAUUUAAAGUAGAUGAUGUUCCGGUCUUAUCUCUGCUCACUCGAGCUUCUUCAAAUUCGAAAUCUCCGACUCCGAUUUUGAACGAGGCAGAAGAUGAUGGCAAACGGCCACAACUGCAGAAAACCGAAGAAAGAGAUAAUAAUGAUGAGAAGAAAAAUACAGCUAAAAAGGAAGUAGUGCAGAAAUAUUUGAAAAUGGUGAAGAUUAAAGUGUCGAAAAAACAUCAAAAAGCGACGGCGAAAGAAAAAAAGGAGAAGAAAAUGCGUCAAAAGCAAAGGGUGAAUUUAAAGGUAAUGGCAAAGAAACAUUUAGGAAAGAGUGAUUCGGCUGUUAUUCAUUCUAUGGUUCGGGAUACGACGUCGUCGAAGAAAAGAGAUGACUCUCUUUUGCAACAACAAGAUGGUAUUCAAAGCGCCAUUUUACACUGUAAACGCUCCUUUAAUUCCUCCAAAGAUUUCUUAAAUGGAGAAGAAGUGAGUUCAGUUUCAUUGACUCAGUUGGUAACUAAGACAUUGAGUGGGAAGGAGGCAUCAACAGAGGAGAAUCGGAACGGCGUUAUUGUCGUCACUACGUGAUGACCGAUGAAGAUCGAAGAUACAUAGGGGUAUUAUUGUAAAUAUAGUAGAAGGUUAGGGUGCACAAAAGUAAAAAAAAAAAAAAAGGAUGAAAAAAGUAGUGUAGUAAAGUGGAAAGUUACGUUUCACCGAAGAAGGGUUAAAAAUGUUCCAUGUUGAAAGAGCAGAAAAAAACUGAAAAAAUUGGCGUAUCUUUUGCCAUAUGUAAAGAGUUGAGAAUCUUGAAUUUAGUGAGUGGUAUCAUAGGUAAUGGUCUCCAUCUAUUUCCAAAAAAGUUGAAUCUAUUAAAAAUGGUGGGAUUUAAUAUAGCCGUAGGAGUAGAUCACAUGUCAAAUAUGGAUUCCUUGCCUUUUCUUUCGUUAAUUGUGUUGUUGCUAGACUCCUUUUGAAAUCUUGUUUUGUUGGAAGUUUUUAUUUUUACAGGUUGUUUAGUUGGAAAUUACUUCCUCUUGUCUGUCUAGUUCACAUCAAAUUAAGAAAAAUUAAUGCAUCAAAUGGUGGAGAUAUUAUUAAAUGAUG
Messenger RNA from Amaranthus tricolor (Joseph's coat), 1828 nucleotides. Its product is annotated as probable membrane-associated kinase regulator 2. The record is from RefSeq and is a predicted model, not a curated record. NCBI's taxonomy places the organism in Eukaryota, Viridiplantae, Streptophyta, Magnoliopsida, Caryophyllales, Amaranthaceae. Bases 155 to 1309 code for a protein of 384 amino acids. The transcript has 2 exons. Gene Ontology annotation, cellular component: plasma membrane.